Messenger RNA from Metopolophium dirhodum (rose-grain aphid), 6205 nucleotides. Its product is annotated as glycogen debranching enzyme. The record is from RefSeq and is a predicted model, not a curated record. Bases 619 to 5226 code for a protein of 1535 amino acids. Gene Ontology annotation, molecular function: amylo-alpha-1,6-glucosidase activity; 4-alpha-glucanotransferase activity. The transcript has 21 exons. Lineage: Eukaryota; Metazoa; Arthropoda; Insecta; Hemiptera; Aphididae. Gene Ontology annotation, biological process: glycogen catabolic process; glycogen biosynthetic process.
GAAUAUACCUACAUAUAUAAAUAGUGAAUACCCUUAGCAUUUAUAUGGCAAGACUGACCGUUCGCAUUUUACGAUGAUAUUGAUAUUGUUAUGUUUAUAAUUAAUAUUAUUUUAUUAAUAAAAAUAUAAUACCUACUCUCAUAAAUAACAAUAAACAUUGUAACUUAUUAUCGAUCGUCCGCUGCGCAACUCAUUCGAUCUCGUUCGCUCCCUUUGUCCGGUGACUUACUGCGUUUCGCAAAGGUACUUUACCUGCUACAACUGCGACAUAACCAUUAACCGUAUCUCGUAUAUAAUUUCCUCGUUAUACCUACCCAGUCAUUGUUAUAGAAGAGGUUCACGCGGUCAAGUCAUAUAUUAUUAUUAUGUUCGGCAGUAUCGUCUAUUCGUCGUCUUUCGUCUCUACAGUAAUAUAACAGUUUAAUAAUACUUACUAUUUCAAAUUUUUUUCGAUUUAAAUUCGGUUCGCAUAAUAAAACACGUCCACUGUGUUUGGCCUUUCGUCGCGAUUCAAUUAUUAUUCAGACUGUCCUGCGUGUCAAGUGUAUGGAUUUUCUCGAGUCGUUCGGAUCACUGGUGUUUUUUCUUGUUUAGAAACCGAACGGAAAAUCAACCAUAAUGGGAGGACAACCCACCAAAAUCCAGAAUAAAGCUAUGGAUGUUAAGCCACAGAAUAACCAUAAAAUGCGUAUUGUGACAUUGGAAGAUGGUCAUUUUCAAGAUGAAACACUAUAUAGACUGAAAAAAGGCUGGUAUUUAGAAUUUCGGAUGGGCCCAUCACUUUUUGGACGUGACGUUACUAUUUACACUAAUAUACCAGCAGAAGGAUCAGCCUUUGAUAGAAAAACUUAUCGUUGCCUUGAUUGGAUUAGAGAGUGGUCAAGUGAUGACAUAAUUAUUGAUGAUUCGUCUUUGUCUUGUCUUAUCCAAAUGAACAAAGCUGGAUCUUUUCAUUAUUAUUAUGAACAUAAAGGGCAAAAGAAAGGAUGUGGUUAUAUUAAUGUUGAUCCAGAUUUGGUUGCUGGAAAUAAAGAUAUACCUUUAGAAUCGUUGCAAACUGUAUCUGUUUUAGCAAAAUGUUUAGGACCAUUUUCUUCAUGGAAAUCUAAGUUACAAGUCGCGAACGAGUCUGGAUACAACAUGGUGCAUUUUACUCCCAUUCAAGAGCUUGGAGGCUCAAAAUCAUCAUACAGUUUGCGAAAUCAAUUGGAGUUAAAUCCUUCUUUCAAUGAUUGUAAUCAUAAAGUUACAUUUGGUGAUAUUAAGACUUUGACUGAUGAAAUGAAAAGCGAAUGGAAUAUAUUAAGUAUAUGUGAUAUAGUGUUGAAUCAUACAUCCAAUGAUAGUCCGUGGCUAUUGGAACAUCCUGAAUCUGCUUACAACUUGGUUAACUGUCCAUAUUUAAAACCAGCUUAUUUGUUAGAUUAUACAUUUUAUCACUUUACUGUGGAAGUUUCUAAAGGUAUGUGGGAAUUUUAUGGAGUUCCUGUGAUUGUCAAUAGCGAAGAACAUCUUGCAUCCAUACGACAUGCAUUAUUAACAGCGGUAUUACCAAAAGUAAAAAUUCAUGAGCUGUUCCAAUUAAAUAUUGACAAAAUUGUAGCCGAGUUUCAAGAAAACGUCCGUGCUGGUCUCCCUCCGGUAGCUACAAAUGAAAAACUUGAUGAAGAAUUAACAAUUAUACCUGAUUUAGAAUUUGGCCGAUUAACAGCUACAAUUGAUAUGGACAAAGCAUUGAAAUUAUACAAUAUAUAUAGAAGCAAUUGUUUUGAUGAAGAUACUAGGCUCGGUCGUUGUAGUUUAGAAUUGAAAUUAAAGCUGGAAACUUUGAACAAUAUAGUGUUUAAUGAAGUUCAAGAACAUUUAAUAGCUGCAGUAGAUAAUAGUAUUGCUGGUAUAAGAUAUUUCAGAGUUCAACCAGAUGGACCUAAAUUAACCAAAGUUUCUAUUACUAAUCCUCUAGUACCAAGGUAUUUUACUGACUAUGAAGAUCAAACUGCUGAAGAGGUAUUGCAUUCUUCAAAUGGACAAUUUGUUAUGGCACACAAUGGAUGGGUUAUGGGUGGUGAUCCACUUAAAAAUUUCGCUGGACCAGACUCUAAUAUUUAUUUACGUAGAGAAUUAAUUGCCUGGGGAGACAGUGUUAAAUUAAGAUAUGGAAAUGAACCUGAAGAUUGCCCAUUUUUAUGGAAUCAUAUGCAGUGUUAUGUGGAACAAACAGUUAAAAUAUUUGACGGUGUCAGAUUAGAUAAUUGCCACUCGACGCCAUUGCAUGUAGCUGAAUAUUUGCUUGAUGCUGCUCGAAAAGUUAAACCAGAUUUAUAUGUUGUGGCAGAGUUGUUUACGAAUUCAGAUGCUACUGACAAUAUAUUUGUUAAUAGACUUGGAAUUACAUCACUUAUUCGUGAAGCAAUGUCUGCAUGGGAUUCACAUGAGCUUGGACGCUUGGUUCACCGUUAUGGUGGUGAACCAGUCGGUGGAUUUUUUAAACCACUAGAACAACUUGUAUGUCCUACUGUUGCACAUGCUCUUUUCAUGGAUCAAACUCAUGAUAAUCCAUCUCCUAUAGAGAAACAUUCAGUUUAUAAUUUGUUGCCUAGUGCGGCUUUAGUAUCCAUGGCAUGCUGCGCUAGUGGAAGCAAUAUGGGUUACGAUCAACUAGUUCCACAUCAUAUUCAUGUUGUUGAAGAGGAAAGACAAUAUAUGCAAUGGUCAUCCAAAGACAUUAAUAUUACUACAGGGAUUGUAGCUGGAAAAAAAGCUUUAAAUGCACUUCACUAUAAUCUGGGAAAAGGUGGUUUUGAUCAAGUUUAUGUGGAUCAAAUUGAUACUGAUAUUGUUUGUGUGACACGUCAUAAUAGCAAAACGCACGAAAGUGUUGUACUGAUGUCAUAUACUUCCUUUUCAACUCCAUCUAACCAAAAUGGUUUGGGAAAAGGGAUAACUGUAACUGGAAGAGUUGAUAAUGUACUAAUUGAAACUUCAUUGCAACACAUGAUAUUGGACAAUACAAAUGCAUUUGAAAAAGAUGCAAAUAAGAUCAAUGGCCUAGAAGAUUAUAUACUGAGCUUAAGACAAAAUGUUACUCCUCAAGAAUGUUUAAUGUUGGAUAUAAUACCUUCAGCUGAUAAAUUUUCUGUUAGAUUGAAUUUUACUGCAAAAUUUCAACCUGGUUGUGUAGUUGCAGUUGCAAUUUUUCCAGUAGAGAAAACAAAAAUAGCUGUUGAACAGUUAUUGUCUGAUAUUGAUUUGGAGCAAGCAGUGAGUCGUUUAACCCUAACCGACAUGAACUAUGUUUUGUUCAGAUGUCCGGAAGAAGAUGAAGGGAAUGUUUAUGAUGUACCAGGAUUUGGUAAAUUGGUGUAUUGUGGAAUCCAAGGGUUCAUGUCAAUUUUAGAUACAGUGUCUCCAAAUAAUGAUUUAGGCCAUCCACUAUGUGAAAAUCUCCGAAAAGGUUUUUGGAUUCUAGAUUACGUAAGUGGCCGUUUAAAACGUAAAGAAUUUGAAAACUGCGCAUUGUAUCAAUUUGGAGACUUUUUAGAAAGAUAUUUACAACCCAUCAGGAAUUUGCCAUCAUAUUUGGUACCCUGUUAUUUUGAAUUUUCUUUGAGAAAAGUAUACAAUGCUUUGUUGAACCGCACAUGGUCAAUGAUGCCUAGUGAUAUAAGAAAUGGUUCUACAUUUUGUAAAAAUUUAGCUCUUGCUUCAAUUCAAUUUGCUGGAGUAGUUAAAUCUAGUCCUCUUCCUACUCUUUCGCCAAACCUUUUAGCACCUUUACUCAGAAUGCAAAUUGGACCUGAUGGAUUAUAUCGUCCUGAGUGUAUAACACUUGCAGCUGGGCUGCCACAUUUUUCUAGUGGUUACAUGAGAAACUGGGGCCGAGAUACUUUCAUUUCGUUGAGAGGAUUAUUGUUGAUUACUGGACGUUAUGAUGAAGCCAAGUACAUUAUUUUAGGAUUUGGUGGUUGUUUGAGACAUGGUCUUAUUCCUAAUCUAUUAGAUGGAGGCAACAACCCACGUUAUAAUUGUCGUGAUGCUGUGUGGUGGUGGUUAUAUGUAAUUCAAAAGUAUGUUACAAUGGUACCUGGAGGUAUAAGUAUUUUAGAUGAUCCAGUAAAUAGAAUUUUUCCAAAUGAUGAUUCUGAACCCACAUCAGUUGAACAACCAUUACAUGAAGUAAUUCAAGAGGUUAUGGUAAAACAUUUCCAAGGGUUAUGUUUUCGUGAACGUAAUGCUGGAACUUCUAUUGAUGCCCACAUGAAAAGUGCUGGCUUUGAUAAUCAAAUUGGGGUUCAACCUCUAACAGGCUUUGUGUUUGGUGGUAAUGAGUGGAAUUGUGGUACUUGGAUGGACAAAAUGGGUUCCUCAGAUAAAGCUGGUAACCGAGGACGACCUGCUACCCCUCGUGAUGGAUCAGCUAUAGAGUUGGUUGCAUUGUCAAAGACAACUGUCGCAUGGUUAGCUAAAUUAAAAAAAAAUGGGCAGUUUAAGUAUUCAGGAGUUACUCGUACAAAUAAAGAUGGAUCAGAAACUACGUGGACAUAUAAAGAAUGGAAUGAAAAAAUUCAAAACAAUUUUGAAAUACACUUUUGGAUACCUGAGGAAAAAAAUGGUCAAAUGCAAGUUGAACCUCAUCCAGAACUUAUUAAUCGUAGAUGUAUUUAUAAGGAUACAGUUGGUGCAACAAACAAAUGGGGAGACUAUCAACUGCGAUGCAAUUAUGCUGUAGCAAUGGCAGUGGCACCAGAGUUGUUUAACCCAGAUCAUGCAAGAAUAGCUUUACAAACAGUAACAAAUGUACUUCUAGGGCCACUGGGUAUGAAAACUCUAGAUCCAUCUGAUUGGGCGUAUGAUGGCUUUUACAAUAAUGAUAACGAUACUACUGAUUUAAAAGUAGCCAAUGGUUUCAAUUAUCACCAGGGACCUGAAUGGUUGUGGCCUGUUGGUUUCUUUUUAAAAGCAAAGCUAACAUUUUCCACAAGUCAACGAGAAACUUCAUCUGAAAUUCAAGGUAUAUUAUCUAAACAUUUUGAACACAUAAAAACAUCAGUUUGGAAAGGUUUACCUGAAUUAACCAAUAAAGAUGGAGCUUUUUGUGCUGGAUCAUGUCCAACUCAAGCCUGGAGUAUUGCUACAAUUCUUGAGUUGUAUCAUGAAAAACAACCUAUUCAAGUGCGCACGUCUUAUGGGUCUGCAGUAUUGGCAUUGAUCGCCAAAAUAUUUUAACCCCAUAUACUAAUAAACUUUAAUGGCUAUUACAAACUUGAACCAAAUUUAAAUUAAAUUUGUAAAAAUACUAUUUAUUUGUUAUUAUUUAUAUUAAAUGUUAAUACUUAAAUGAAAAUCAUUGUGAAAGUUAAAAAUGUAUAAUUCAACUAGACUGAUAAGAAUUUUUUUACCAAAUAUGUGUCUCAAAGAAUUUGUUGUUCAUUUUAUAGAACAGAUUGAUUUUAUUUUUAUAUACCUAUACCAUUAUUGAAUUAUUGUGAAAUUUCUAUUUUUUAUUAUAGUAUAACAUUAAUUAAUUGAGUAUUUGAUAAAGAAACUAAAACAAUCUAUUACUUACAUUUAAUAAUACACUUUAUGUUUUACUAUUCUCUAUCUUUUUUAUUGAUGGAGUUUGUUUUUAAAAUUAAUUACCAUCAUUUUUAGUUUGCUUUAACCGGAUUUAUGAGUGUUAUUAAAUUAUUAUCUAGUAGGUACUAUAGAUUAUAUAAUUGCACUUAAGUAUAUACAGUUUAAACCAUUACCUGAUGUGUAAACUGGUUAAUACUGCACAGGCGUAUAAAAUAUAAAUUAUUUAUAUUGUAUACAUCUGUACAAUAGUUAAAACUUUAUUAAAUAUUUUAUUAUUAUUGAAAUAAUCAAAAAUAAUAAUAAAAUAUUUAUUAAUGUAAUAAAAUAUUCCUCAGUGAAAUUUGUAGUCUAUAUACCUACUACCUAUGUAUGACGUGCCUACUAUAAUAAAAGUGAUGAUUAUUAAUAUUAUACUAUCUAGAAAACAAUUAAAAAUACUAUCUAUAAGAUUCUGUGUUAUGAAGUAGAGACUAUAUUUUCUUCUUAUUUUAAUUACUGCAGUAUAUGUAUGUGAUUUUUAAUUUUAUAAAAAAAAAAUUUUAACUUGAUGAUUACUUUCUAAUUUAUAUUUUAUUUUUGUUUUGUAAUUUUUAAUGCUAAAUAAAUGCAUUAGAGAUGAAUAGUAUAA